Molecule: messenger RNA, 354 nt
Organism: Trichoderma citrinoviride
Lineage: Eukaryota; Fungi; Ascomycota; Sordariomycetes; Hypocreales; Hypocreaceae
Exons: 3
Coding region: 1-354 (117 amino acids)
Source: RefSeq, a predicted model, not a curated record
AUGUCGGAAUCGCAGCGAGGCGUCGAGUUGAGUUUUGAGGCUGGCGAUGUGCAAAAAGAGGAGGAAGAAGAGAAGAGGAGAGAAGAGAGGACAAUGGCCCUGCUGGUGUCGCAGCAAACGACGGGCUCGAGGCAGAAGAGCAGGGCGAAGAAGAAGCAGAAUGGAGAAGAAGAAGAAGAAGAUGCAGAAGAAGCAAGAAGCAAAAGCACUGAGGCCUGCUACAGAAACUCGUUUGGCGGCAAGUUCAGCGCUUCCGCCGUGCCUUGUCUCACCGAUCAGAUAGAAAAGGCGGCUGAACGCUGUUGGACGGAGAAAGGAGGAGGAAGACGAGAUGGUCAGGUACAGGCGCCAUAA